AUGGAUACAGCAAUAUUGCCUCCUGACGGCGGCUUGACAGCCUGGACACAGGCCUUGAUGGGCCAUUUCGUCUGCUUUAACACCUGGGGUUACAUAUCCAGCUUUGGCGUCUUUGAAACUCACUACAGUUCCACCCUGUCCCUCUCGUCCUCGGCCAUAUCCUGGAUCGGCUCCAUCCAAACGUUCCUCAUCUUCUUCGUUGGUGUCUUUUCAGGCCGAGCUCUAGAUGCUGGAUUCUUUCGUCUAGUCUUUUUUCUUGGUGCCGUACUUCAACUUCUGGGAGUGUUUAUGACGAGCUUGGCGACGAGUUAUUGGCAGUUGAUCUUGGCCCAGGGGGUUUGCACGGGGGUCGGGAGUGGAAUGAUGUUUUGUCCUAGUAUGGGCCUUGUUGCUACGUACUUUUCGGAACAUCGUGUUUUCGUUCUUGCCUUCUGUCUGCUUGGUAGCGGGACAGGAGGUAUGAUAUUUCCAGCCAUUGUUCGUCAAUCGCUACCUGUACUUGGUUUCGGGUGGACUGUGAGAGUUGUUGGGUUCGUUAUGCUUGCUCUCACAGUUCCUGCCAUGAUUUUGUUCCGGGUACGAGUGCCGCCAAGGACUUCGGGCGCGUUGAUAGAGUGGUCUGCAUUCAAGGAGCCGGCGUAUUCUUUGUUUUGUCUUGGGAUGUUCUUGAACUUUUGGGCCUUGUAUUUUGGGUUCUUCUAUAUUGGUACGUUUGGCCGUCAGGUUAUCGGUUUGUCUUAUGAAGACUCAGUCGAUCUCAUCAUCAUCAACAACGGAGUUGGGAUUGUCGGCCGUCUCGUCCCCGCGUAUCUUGCAAACCGAAGCUUUGGACCGUUGAACACAAUCAUUCCUCUCACUCUAGCAACCAGUACAAUAAGCUACAGCUGGAUUGCUGUAAAAAGUACGACAGGGGUGUACGUUUUCAUCAUCUUAUACGGUAUCUUCUCCAACGGUAUUCAGGGAUUGUGGCCUUCAACUCUAUCAAGUCUGACAACAGACAUCUCAAAGACAGGGGUGAGGAUGGGCAUGGGGUUCACUGUGGUCAGCUUUGCGUGCUUGACGGGGCCCCCGCUUGGUGGAGCGCUCGUUGGGAUCGGUCAGGGAUAUCUUCCAGCUCAGGUCUGGGCGGGGACAUGCUUUUUGUGUGGUGGGUUAUCUCUGUUCUUGGCUCGUAUCUCCAAGACUGGUCUUUGCGUUGGCCAGAAGGUGUGA
Messenger RNA from Aureobasidium pullulans EXF-150, 1212 nucleotides. RefSeq names its product MFS general substrate transporter. The record is from RefSeq and is a predicted model, not a curated record. Gene Ontology annotation, cellular component: fungal-type vacuole membrane. NCBI's taxonomy places the organism in Eukaryota, Fungi, Ascomycota, Dothideomycetes, Dothideales, Saccotheciaceae. The transcript has 2 exons. Gene Ontology annotation, molecular function: transmembrane transporter activity. Bases 1 to 1212 code for a protein of 403 amino acids. Gene Ontology annotation, biological process: transmembrane transport.